UGCGCGCGCAGACACAGGUGGUGUGGUUCUGAGCGCGUGCCACCUCAGCGCAGUUAAUAAAGGAAGGAGACAAACUGCAAGAGGACGUACAUCACUGCUGCUGCUUUUGCUUACAGCACGUACUGGAAGGAACGUGUUGUUUUAAUUUCGGAGAAGGCGGUUUAAUGAACUCUGAGCUAGGACCUGGUACCUUCACCUUCACUUGUCGUUGAAGAAAAACAGGUGGAGCAGAAGAAGAAGAAAUAUUACUGCGCUCAACUUAGAUUGGGAUACGUGACUGCUGACCUGAUCACUUCAUGGCGCUAACAGUGAACCUGAUUGGCCCAUCACCAUGGGGCUUUAGAAUAUAUGGAGGGCGGGACUUUAAGAAGGCCAUAACAGUAUCAAAGGUCAAUGGGGGCAGCAAAGCAUCACAGGCCGACCUGCAACCUGGUGACAUUAUAUUGGAGAUCAAUGGAGAAAACACGGUCGACAUGCUCAAUGUAGAAGCCCAGAACAAGAUCAAGAACUCUAAGACCCAACUGCAGCUAGUGGUGGACAGACCUGAACCAUCCAGCCCUGGGCAAACCAAUGGCAUCAACACUCCAGAAAAACUAAUUGGUCGCUUCCAGGAGGCAGUAAUAGUCAGCCGAGACGAGAACCAGAACUACAGAGAGUACACCAUCUUUAGCCCUGCAUCACUGUCUCCUGGACCUUAUUCACCAGAUCCUCCAGCCAGUCCUGAAAGGAAAGAAAUGUUGACUACCAUCUCCAACAAGAGUGUACAGAUUCUCUCAUGGUCACCAGAAGACAAAAGUCAUGGACUGUCCAGACCAAUGUCACAGGAGUUCUCUCCUCAGGAAUACAGAAGUAGCUCUUUGUCCAGCAGAACCCCAACUCCUCCAGGAUCGUACUCACCACAAAGUCCUAUUGAUCAGGAUGUACCCAGACGCAGCAGUUCUAGCUCUGACUUUGCCAUGCAGAGGUUUGACAGGGACUCAGAGGUGUACAAGAUGAUCCAGGAGAAUAGAGAGUCACGUACAGCGCCUCGCCAGUCCAACACCUUUAAAAUGCUUCAAGAGUCUUUGGAGGCUGAUGAGAGAGAGGCGGCUGUGCGGUUUCCAGCAAAGUUUUCACCAAACGCCCCUAAACCAGGCACAACUGUGGGAGGAGUCGGCAAAUAUCACACCUGUGAGAAGUGUGGCUGCAACAUUGUCACACAGGCCGUACGCAUCACAGACGAUCGCUUUCGUCAUCCAGAGUGCUACACCUGCACAGACUGCGGCCUUAACCUCAGGAUGAGAGGGCAUUUUUGGGCAGGGGAUGAGAUGUACUGUGAGAAGCACGCCAAACAGAGGUACCAAGGUCCUGGUAGUUCUCCUCAAACAGCCAUCUCCCCUCGUCACUGAGUCCACCGCUCCACUCCUGCUGCAGCUGCUGCUCUGCUUGAACAUCCACCUCAUCUGACCUGGUUCCAGACCCUGGGAUGAAGUGUGGAGGUGGACGCUUGCCAAUCACAUG
Molecule: messenger RNA, 1500 nt
Organism: Cynoglossus semilaevis (tongue sole)
Lineage: Eukaryota; Metazoa; Chordata; Actinopteri; Pleuronectiformes; Cynoglossidae
Gene: pdlim2
Product: PDZ and LIM domain 2 (mystique)
Exons: 10
Coding region: 297-1388 (363 amino acids)
Biological process (GO): muscle structure development; actin cytoskeleton organization; heart development
Cellular component (GO): stress fiber; filamentous actin; Z disc
Molecular function (GO): actin binding; muscle alpha-actinin binding
Source: RefSeq, a predicted model, not a curated record